Messenger RNA from Choloepus didactylus (southern two-toed sloth), 1131 nucleotides. It is a transcript of the gene ATRAID, whose product is annotated as all-trans retinoic acid induced differentiation factor. The transcript is spliced from 7 exons. Gene Ontology annotation, biological process: positive regulation of osteoblast differentiation. The coding region runs from base 183 to 872 and encodes 229 amino acids. Gene Ontology annotation, cellular component: intracellular membrane-bounded organelle. Lineage: Eukaryota; Metazoa; Chordata; Mammalia; Pilosa; Megalonychidae. The record is from RefSeq and is a predicted model, not a curated record.
GCGCGCGCGCCGGGAACGCGGAGCUGCGGGGGCCGGCGGGCGGCUCAGGGGUGGUGGAGCUGCAGCCGCGAGGCCUUGGCUAACCAGGGGAGGAGAGGGCCCCGGCCCGGGAGGGAAGGCGGGGGCGGAGCGACCACGCGCAGAGCACACGACAGGCUGAGAAGGACCGAGGGAGCGGGAAAAUGGCGCUUUGCCGGCCCGGCCGCCUCGCGAGCUGCGUGCCCUGGGCUGCGGCCCUGCUUCUCGCUCUGGGCGUGGAAAGGCCCCUGGCGCUACCCGAGAUAUGCAUCCAGUGCCCAGGGAGUGUGCAAAAUUCGUCUGAAGUGGCCCUUCAUUGUAAGCAGAGCCCGGCGCUGAUGCUGCAUGCCCGCUGCUGUCUGAAUCAGAAGGGCGCCAUCUUGGGGCUGGAUCUCCAGAACUGUUCUCUGAAGGAUCCUGGUCCAAACUUUGCUCAGGCACGUACUGCUGUCAUCAUAGACCUGCAAGCAAACCCCCUCAAGGAUGACCUGACCAACACCUUCCAUGGCUUUACUCAGCUCCAGACUCUGGUACUGCCACAAGAUGUCAGCUGUCCUGGAGGUAUCGAUGCUUGGAAUACUAUCACCUCUCACAUAGAUAACAACAUCUGCCGAGGGCAAAGGGACCUCUGCAAUAGCACUGAGGAUCCAGAACUGUGUCCCGAGAAUGGAUCUUGUGCACCUGAUGGCCCAGGGCUCAUGCAGUGUCUCUGUGCUGAUGGUUUCCAUGGCUACAAGUGUAUGCGUCAGGGCUCCUUCUCACUACUCAUGUUCUUUGGGAUUCUGGGUUCCACCACGCUAUCCAUAUCUAUCCUGCUCUGGGUGACCCAGCGCAGAAAAGCCAAGGCUUCGUGAACCACAAGGGUCUCCAUACUGACCUAGAGCCUCCGGAGCUGUUUUUAUCCAGCCUGGGAACUCUGCUCCCCAGUCAGGCCUCAUUGGCCAGCGGAUCCUCCCAAGGCUGAGGCCGCCGUGGGAAGGAAGAUGGACAACUGCAGAAUCCUAGAGAGUUGUGGACAGCCCCCCAGACCAGAGUGGACUUCUGCCAAUUUCCAUUUGUGUUGUCGACAAUAAUAAACAGUUCAUUCCUUUUUUUUUUUUUUUUUUUUUUUUU